Molecule: messenger RNA, 1137 nt
Organism: Spodoptera exigua (beet armyworm)
Lineage: Eukaryota; Metazoa; Arthropoda; Insecta; Lepidoptera; Noctuidae
Source: the annotation of a GenBank genome assembly
CGAAAACAAACGUCAACGUCAACUUGUACCAUAAUAACACUAUUGGAAUUGGAAUUUAAUAUAAAAUGUAAUUUUAAGUACUAUUUCAAUGAAAAAUAGAAUUGUACUUUCAAAAAAUAUUAUCGUUUUUUGGUUUAUGAAACUGUAAAUUCACAUUAUUUAAUAAAGCGACUUUUCAUUCAUCGUUAUCGAAAGAAGAGGACAUAACCUUACCUAAUCGACUGAAAUUUCUGAAAAAUGUCUGAAGGGAACAAUAAGUCGACUGCAGAAGCAAAAUCUACAACAGAUAAUGCUAGCAACAAUCAAUCGGAGCCUGCGCCAAAGAAGGAUGAAGCAUGGGGUUACGAUUUGUACCCCGAAAGACGCGGUACUUUUACUCCGAAAUUAAGUAAUAUUCUUAUUGGUAAAGAAGGGAAAGAGAACAUUGAUAAAUUCAAGUGUGAACAGCAUGUUUAUGAGUGUGUAAAAAAUAGUUCUAUUGUUAAGGUCAUGAUGGCUGCUUUGAAAAGUUCUGGAUGCCCCAUAGAUAUCCGUCGACAUAUAUCAUGUGAAAUUUGCGACUACUCUGUCAGUGGGGGCUAUGAUCCAGAAUUGAAUCAGAUAGUUGUCUGCCAAAAUGUUUCCACCCGUCAAGGAAUGGUGCAAGGAGUGCUGGCCCAUGAGAUGAUACACAUGUUUGACUACUGCCGGAACCAAUUGGACUUUAAGAAUAUGGAACAUCUAGCUUGCACAGAGAUAAGGGCAGCGAACCUCACACAUUGCUCCUUCGCAAGUGCCUGGUCGCAAGGUGAUGCUUCAUGGGGAAAAAUUAAAAAAGCUCAUCAGGAUUGUGUGAAGACCAAGGCCUUAUAUUCUGUGCUGGCUGUUAGACAAAUUGGCAUGAAAGAGGCUGUGGAUAUAAUAGAAAAAGUCUUUCCCAAGUGCUAUAAUGAUCUGGAGCCAAUAGGAAGAAGGAUAAGAAGGAACUCUGACGACAUGCUCAAAGCAUUUAAAGAAGCAGCCUAUUAUGGGUAUGAAUAGAAGCUAAUUGUUGUUAUUGGAACUAAGCGUAAUGAUGUAGAUAGUGUAAUAUAUGUAAAGUACAAUCAGGUAGAGCCAUUAACAUGUUAAAUAAAACAGCUGGAAAAUGAUUUAAAA